UACAUAUAUAUAUAUAUAUGAUGUAUUAUUUCAGAACUCGCGAAAAUGAAUAAUGUGAAUAAAUUAUUGGAUAAAUCUGAAAAACGAUCUUCUCGAAAAGCGAUCGUGAAAUGUAGAAUUUAAUUGCGAAGGAUCCCGCGAUUCAGCGCAUUUUUCCCGUUUUCGGGUGAACUCGCACAAAAAGGAGAGUGCAAAAACGCGCCGCUUUGUGCAUGGUUAUUUUUACGUCGGGAUCGCUAUAUUUUUGCUCGUAACGUUCUCAAAAUAGGAUCAGGAACGGCGGCACGCGUUGUUGUAUAUUUUCCGCGAAGAGCGGAGAAUGACAUAUGAGUUUUGAGGUUACUACGGAUGAGAGAUUCAUACGAUCAUCAGCCGAUUCGGGCGAAGAUCUCUGGAGCUUCUGCUUGCGGGAAUAAUAUAAUUUAUUUCUCCUCGACACGAGGACGAUGGACACCGCGUGCGAGAUAAUAGACGAUACGCAGCAGUCGCUGAUCAAGCGGAUUUAUUAUUCCGCCAGGGACGGGAUGCCGAUCGCUCUUUAUACCCUGCUGAGCGAUAAAUCCGACGCAGACGUCAACCAUCUGAUUAACCAGAAAGUUCUAGAAGAUGAUGGACAAAGAUGUACUCCUUUGAUAAUUGCCGCACGUUAUGGGCACAAUAAGGUAGUGAGAAUGUUACUUGACAAGUUUAAACCUGAUUUAGAGCAGGAAGGUACAGUCAAAUUUAAUGGAUACGUCAUUGAGGGAGCCAGCGCACUUUGGGCUGCGGCAGGUGCAGGACAUUUAAGUGUUCUUAAAACUCUCGUGAAAGCAGGCGCAAACAUUAAUCAUCCAACGAAAACCAAUUCUACACCACUUCGAGCUGCAUGUUUUAAUGGACGCUUGGAUAUUGUUAAGUAUUUGAUCGACCAUCAUGCGGAUAUAAAUAUUCCCAAUACAUUCAACAACACUUGCCUCAUGAUAGCGUCAUACAAAGGACAUCUUGAUAUUGUCAAUUUUUUAUUAGAUAAAGGAGCGGAUCCUAACAAGAAAGCAUUUUGUGGUGCAACAGCGUUGCAUUUUGCCGCCGAAUGCGGACACAGUAGCAUUGUUUGCGAAUUAUUGAAGUAUGGAACGAAAAUGACGAAGAAUGUGAGUGGUAUGACACCUUUAAUAACGGCUGCCGAACGGACGCGCGCGGAAGUCGUCGAAUAUUUAGUACAAAGAGAGGAAGUGACGAAGGAGGAAAUAAUAGAUGCUUACGAGCUACUCGGAGCGUCUUACGCUAAUGAUAAGGAUAAUUAUUGCCUAACUAAAGCGUAUAAGUACCUGUAUAAAGCGAUGGAGUUAAGGUAUAGUGAUAAUAAUAUUGUAUAUAAGCAACUAGGUCCAGUCGUAAAAGCAUAUGAGAAUUGGAGGGAAAGCGAGACACUCGAGAGAUUAGAAAGCAUUAAAGAUAAUCCCAACGCCAUACAUAUGGAAUCGCUCGUUAUUCGGGAAAGAAUUUUGGGUCUUCAUAAUCCAGAACUGCCACAUCCCAUAGUAUUUAGAGGCGCUAUAUUUGCGGACAAUGCCAGAUUUGACAGAUGCAUAGACUUAUGGUUGCAUGCUUUGAAACUGAGACAGCUCAACGAUAUAUCCAUUGUGACGGAUCUUCUUCGAUUCGCGCAAGUUUUCUCGCAAAUGAUACACGUAGGUGUCGAUCUAGAUUUCUCUCAAGUGAUAAACGUAUUGGAGGCGAGCAUAACGGAAUUGAAUAGAAACAAGACCAAAAUUCAAAGUCCAGAUUCCAAGGAUGACAUUGAUCAAUGCCUUGAAGAGAUGGAAUCGAAUAUCACAACGACUCUGUAUAUUUUAACGAUUUUGACGAAACUCAUGACGCUUAAUGGAAAUAGAUGCGACGAGUCGGAUUUGAGACAGGCGUAUCACUUGGUGCACAAAUUAUGCGCGUUACAGGUGUCCCUGAAAGACGGGCAGACCUUAUUGCAUCUUGCUGUGAAUGCCGAAACCCCUGUCGAUGAUUUUCAUACAAAUGAUGUCUGCAAAUUUCCGUGCGCAGCCACAGCAAAGUUACUAAUUCGUUGCGGAGCUAAUGUAAAUGCAAUGGAUAAUGAAAGAAACACGCCGCUCCAUGUCAUCGUUGGCUACAACAAAGCAAUCAGCGAUUUUGCGACCUUACAUUCAAUUAUAAUAGAUCUUAUAGAAGCCGGAGCACAUAUGGAUACUGUGAAUAACGGAGGACUCACGCCAUACGAUGUAGUUACUACGGGUGUAGCUAAAAUAAUAUUACGAACUCAGACCAAAUUAUCCUUAACGUGUAUGGCUGCCAAGGCAAUCAAGGCUUACAAUCUGCCUUAUUAUGGUAACGUUCCUCGUUCGCUGGAAAGUUUCAUUGAACUGCACGGACCCGGGCUGAAUCAGAGCUGACGAACCGUCUUCGUCACGAAGAAUCAAAGUCUUUUUGUGUAUAAAGUAUAUACAAUACUUUAAAUUAAUAUUCUUAUAUAAAGUACAGUUGAUUUUCUUCUAUUCUAUGAUUUUCCCUCAAUUUCUCUAUUUCUGACCUAAUAAUAACGCAAAAAUAAAGAUAUUUUUUAUAUUUCUCGUUUAUUUUCCUUAUUCGAUAACAAUGAGUAUAGAUUGUAAGAGAAUUCUAGAGAAAAGUAACCGACCUAUAAUUAAUACAAAGAAAAUCUGAGGAUAGAGAAAAUCGCAAACUAGAGAAAAUGGAUUAUAAUGCUAAAUAUCAAAAUUUUUCAAAUUUUCAAUUAUAUAUCUUAUAUACUGUAAUAGGAAAUGUCAGAUGUAAAAUUGGGAUUCUAAAGAUCUUGUGAAAGAUUCUUCCCCUCUCCUUAUUUCUCUCAUGUGGAAUUUAUAUAUACAUAUAUAUUUCAACUAUAAUUAUAUAUAUAUUUAUAAAAAUUAUGUGUAAUAUAUUAUUAAUAAGUUGAACAAGAAUGAUCACGAUUUAUAUGAAAACUGUCCUUUUACAAUACACCGAUACUAAUAAGUUUGGAAUUAUCUUUUUAUAUAAAUAUAUUAGAUUUUAAACUCGGUAAAUAGUUAAUAAUCAUAAUAAAAUAUUUGAAUAAGUAGCAGGCAUUUUAAAAUUUCAUUCUAUCUCAUUUUCACUAAUUUUAAAUUAUAUAUAUAAUAAUUGUAUAUAAAUUAUAAUAUAUAAUUAUUGGUAAAUCUAUAAAAUCAAACAACCUUUAAAAUUAUCAAUUCUUAUAUAUGCGAAUUUUAUAGAUUAAAUUCAAUUUACAUAUAUGCGUAUAUUAUAGCUUAUUUAAAAAAAUGCACAAGACAAUCUGAAAUAGGUAUAAAAUGUACAUUCGCAUGUGUGGUUGCCGUAUUAUAAAUUUAUUUAAUAUUUACACGCAUUCUAUGUAUACAACUGUGGAGAACACUAGGAAAAUAUAU
Messenger RNA from Nylanderia fulva, 3401 nucleotides. Its product is annotated as protein fem-1 homolog B. The record is from RefSeq and is a predicted model, not a curated record. NCBI's taxonomy places the organism in Eukaryota, Metazoa, Arthropoda, Insecta, Hymenoptera, Formicidae. Gene Ontology annotation, molecular function: protein binding.